This is a messenger RNA of Iphiclides podalirius (scarce swallowtail), 705 nucleotides long. NCBI's taxonomy places the organism in Eukaryota, Metazoa, Arthropoda, Insecta, Lepidoptera, Papilionidae. The record is from the annotation of a GenBank genome assembly.
AUGGAAGGACACCUCAAGAUGGCGACAUUCAUUUCCCUCAUCACCGCAUUGUGUGGUGCAUCAUCAGCCGCCACGAGGGAGGAGCGAACAGGCUCACUGCUCUCCGAAAAGAUCCUGGGCGGCGUGAUAGACAUCGUCCACAGCCACAAGAACAAGCCCACUCCCCAGCCGCAGGUGGUGUACCAACAGGCCCAGCAGUACCCGCAGCAGUACCCACAAUACCAGCAGUGGAACGGCCCCGGAUACCAGGGCAGCAGCUACUCCCAGUACCAGGGCCAGAGCCAGUACGGGUACGCGCCGCAAAACGGCCACCAAAGUGUCGGCUAUCCUCAAAACGGGGGCUCCUACUCCGGCCAAGCGUAUCCCGCAAGCCAGGGCUUCAGCAACCAGGGCACCAGCCAAGGGCAGUACCAGACAGGUUACCAGCCCCCUAACGGACCGUACCAGCAGACACAGUCGACGCAAUUUCAGCAGGGCCAGUACGCGGGGUCCACCGGCCAGUACUACGGUCAGGGUUCGCAGGCCUCCCUGGCACCUGGUGCUGGGCAAGGCGGAGCCCAGGGCUUCCAGGUCACCGGCGGCGGCCAGGCCGGCAGCGGACCUGGGCCGGCGUGCGUCUGCCAAGCCUGGACUAAGCCCCAACACGAUCCGCUUCACGACAGCCCCACUUCCGAGAAGAUGGAGAAGAUACACGAGAAAGCAGAA